Sardina pilchardus (European sardine) is the source of this 1356-nucleotide messenger RNA. RefSeq names its product cathepsin Z (gene ctsz). The record is from RefSeq and is a predicted model, not a curated record. The transcript is spliced from 6 exons. Gene Ontology annotation, molecular function: cysteine-type endopeptidase activity. Gene Ontology annotation, cellular component: lysosome. Bases 48 to 947 code for a protein of 299 amino acids. Lineage: Eukaryota; Metazoa; Chordata; Actinopteri; Clupeiformes; Clupeidae.
UAAGCUGGCGGAGUCGGUGUCGGUCAUAUGACUGCUCGCUGCUCAACAUGGCUCGCCUGGUGCUGUUUAUGUGUCUGCUGUCCGGAGCUCUUGCCGGGCUCUAUUUUAACGAGAACCAGCCAUGCUACAAACCUAUGCGCCGCGACCGACUGGUGGUGAAGACCGCUCCGAGGCCGCACGAGUACCUGGACGUGGCGGCGCUCCCGAAGGCGUGGGAUUGGAGGAACGUCAACGGAACCAACUACGUCAGCACCACCCGCAACCAGCACAUCCCCCAGUACUGCGGAUCCUGCUGGGCACACGGCAGCACCAGCGCCAUGGCAGACCGCAUCAACAUCCUGCGUAAAGGGGCGUGGCCGUCGUCCUACCUGUCGGUGCAGCACGUGAUUGACUGCGGGGAGGCGGGCUCUUGUCACGGCGGCGACCACACCGGUGUGUGGGAGUACGCUAACAAACACGGUAUCCCCGACGAGACCUGCAACAACUACCAGGCCAAGGACCAGAAGUGUAAGCCCUUUAACCAGUGCGGCACCUGCACCACCUUCGGCGUGUGUAACGUGGUGAGCAACUUCACGCUGUGGAAAGUGGGAGACUUCGGUCCUGUCAGCGGCCUGGAGAAGAUGAAGGCGGAGCUAUACGCCAAUGGACCAAUCAGCUGUGGCAUCAUGGCGACGGAGAAACUGGACGCGUACACGGGCGGCCUGUACUCGGAGUACGUGGAGGAGCCCUACAUCAACCACAUCGUCUCCGUCGCCGGCUGGGGCGUCGACGAGACCGGCGUCGAGUACUGGAUCGUCCGCAACUCCUGGGGGGAGCCUUGGGGGGAGAAGGGGUGGCUGCGCAUAGUCACCAGCAACUACAAGGGCGGCAGCGGCAGCCAGUACAACUUGGCCCUGGAGGAGGACUGCAUGUACGGAGACCCCAUCCUGCCCAAGAACUACAUGUGAACACACACACACACCUUUGUGACCACUGACUUUUUCUAGAGACUCAGGCUGGAGGCUUUGAACAGUACUGUUGAUCUGUUUUUGUGUUUGUCUUGUCUUCACGCUGAGACCGCAGCAGUCGUGGUCUCGACCACUGCACUAUCAGGAAAGGGAAAUCUUAAUCACGUUCUUACUGACCAGCUGCUGCAUGGGGGGCCUGUGUCUGGCCCGUGAAAGGGAUGUGUGUAUGUUGAGGAUUAUGUGCCUGUGCGCGUGUGUGUUGCCUUAAUGCUGUAGUGAAGGGGCCAUGUUGGGAAAUCACCAUGUUGGGGCAUCACCAAGCCGCCUGCCAAAGAUGUUAAGCCAGUAUGGCGGCUUUGUAUCUAAAGCACUUGUAUUCAUGUCAUGUAAUAAAAGCCUCCUUCACACA